Pantherophis guttatus is the source of this 2356-nucleotide messenger RNA. RefSeq names its product BTB domain containing 17 (gene BTBD17). Gene Ontology annotation, molecular function: protein binding. The record is from RefSeq and is a predicted model, not a curated record. NCBI's taxonomy places the organism in Eukaryota, Metazoa, Chordata, Lepidosauria, Squamata, Colubridae.
ACCGGGGGAGUCAGUGUCCUACAUAAAGAGUCAGACAGAUUAGCCCGCUCAGAUGAGGGCUUAUUCCUUCUCUGGACCUUCUCCAGGAAAAAAAGCCAUGGCUAAAGGACUAGGGACCCAGCAAACUGCACCCCGGCGAUGGGCCUGCUUCUUGGCUGCCCUGUCACUGCUGUGUCUGGCUGUCCAAGCAGUCCAGAAGGCAGAUGCCAUUGGGGAUCCCACAGCGGCUACCAUCAACCAUUCACACUUACUGCUGAAGCGGCUUCAAGAGCUUCUGCUCAACGGGAACACCAGCGACACCACCCUGAGGGUCCACACGGCUGGCUCUGAUGAAAUUAAAGUCUUUCACACCCACCAGCUGAUGCUCAGCUUACAAAGCGAGACCUUUGAGACUCUAUUGCAGAACCAGACGGUGCUUGACUUACACGAGCCACCUGACAAUGUGGCCCUUUUUGAAAAGUUCAUCAGGUAUCUGUAUUGUGGUGAGAUCUUCAUAUUCCUCCACGAAGCCAUCCCACUUCAUCGUCUAGCCAGUAAAUACCACGUGUCCAGUUUGCAGCGAGGGAUAGCGGAGUAUAUGAGGGGCCACUUGGCUAGUGAAUCAAGCCAAGGCCAUGUGGUGGGAUGGUACCAUUACGCAGUGGGGAUCGGUGACGAGGCUCUGCAGGAGAGCUGCCUCCAGUUUCUGGCCUGGAACUUCUCUGCUGUCAUGAGUAGUCCUGAAUGGGCCUCUGUAAGCCUAGAGUUGCUGCUACUAUUGCUUGAAAGGUCUGACCUAGUCCUCCAAAGUGAACUGGAGUUGUACGCAGGUGUAGAGAAGUGGAUUACCACAUAUCAGCCUGAGGACCCUGUAGUGGAGAAGAUCCUGAGAUCCCUGCGUUAUCCUAUGAUCUCCCCUAGCCAUCUUUUCCACCUGCAGAAACAGUCUCCUGUGAUGGUGAAACACUACAGCACUGUGCAAGAUCUGCUCUUCCAAGCCUUCCAGUUCCAUUCAGCUUCCCCAAUCUAUUUUGCCAAAUACUUUGAUGUCAACUGUAGUAUGUUCCUGCCCCGUAACUACCUCUCCCUCUCUUGGGGGUCCCAGUGGGUCAUUAAUAACCCUGCUCGAGAUGACCGUAGUACCAGUUUCCAGACCCAGCUAGGCCCCAGCAACCAUGAUUCUGCCAAGAGAGUGACAUGGAACGUCUUGUUCUCUCCUCGUUGGCUCCCGGUGAGCCUACGUCCUGUCUAUUCCGACUCGGUCUCUGGAGCCAUCCAACCUAUCAGAAUCGAGGAUGGACGUCCCCGCCUGGUUAUCACUCCAGCCACAACCAGCUCAGAUUUUGCAGGCGUCAGUUUCCAGAAGACCAUUCUGGUGGGCGUCAGGCAGCAGGGCAAACUCUUUGUCAAACACACCUAUAACUUCCACCAGAGCACAGAUGAAGUUGCCGAUUUCCUGAUAUAUGCCGACUUGCAGAAACGCUCCUCCGAAUACCUGAUUGACAACUCUUUGCAUUUGCAUAUCAUUGUAAAGCCUGUCUACCACUCACUCAUCAAGAUCAAAAAGUAGAAGGGAGAUGGGGAAGACACAACUGGACACAUCAUGGGAAGAGAACCGCUGGUUGCAUUGGAGGAUGGCAGCGAUUCUACCAUUCAGUAUUAAAGUGUCUGAUGCAGGCUCUCUCUGCAUCUUUAAGUCAUAUUGGCCCUGCUGGAGAAGCUCUGAUAAUUCAUUGUACAAAACAAGCUUCCUUUGAAUCUGAGGACUUUGUUUUCUAAAAGGCAAUUAAUCAGGGAGUGGAGGGUUCUCUUAUCUGUCUUUCCAUUGUCUUAAGAUUUUAACUCCCUCCCAUUUGAAGAGACUCAGGUAGAACUGGAGAUUCUCAUGGUGCUUUGGAAUAGGUAAUUAUCAAAGAUGUCACAUAGAUUUUUUUUUUUGAUCUUUAUCACCUAAUUAGAAGCUGCCUUAUGUUCCCCUUGUUUCCCCAUGAGAUUUUGUUCCCUUGAGAUAAUUACAAACUGAUAUCCUGACAGAAAAACCCCUUUGGAAUUAGAUUGAAAUAUCCUGACAGAAAAACCCCUUUGGAAUUAGAUUGAAAUUGGUGUGUGGUUAUUCUUCUGUCUACCUUCAGAUUUCCCUUGCUUCCUCUAGUACUUUACAUACCAACUGCAGGGAAUUUCCAUGGAGAUAAUGUUAUGUGUGAAUUAGGAUGUAGUUCCCUGAAUCAGUUGAACAUGGUUCUGCAAUAUGGAUUUCUGCUAGUUUUGUAUUGGAAGUGUUAUUGUUACUUGGCCUAUUGUCUCCUUAGUCAUGGAGAUUCUGCAGAUUUUUGAAACCAUAGAAAGUUCUGCAAAAAAUAAAAUAAAUUCCAUUGUU